AUGACUGCUAUCGCAUUUGGUGCAAUUGAAUCUAUAAAUCCAAUUGAACGUAGUGCAGACGAGACAUCAUCUGCAUCAUUCACGCAAGUUUGUCUCGGUUUUAUUUCGACCAUGUUCGAUAAACAAGCUUUAGUCAUUGGAAAUGAUGAUUACGGAGCAGGAAACCGGUUACAAUCGUGUGUUUAUGAUGCUGAAACGAUGACUCGUUCUUUACAUUCAAUAGGCUUCGAUGUACAACCUCAGAUCAAUCUUCGAAAUGAUCAAAUGUCAUUAAUCUCUCGUAAAUUCGCACAGUCUAUUCGCCCCGGUGCAAUCGUUGUGUUCUAUUUUUCUGGUCAUGCUGGUGAGUUUAAUGGGAAAAAUUAUUUGCACGGAGUAGAUUCCACUGGAGACAAUCUUCCUAAUGUUCAGGACUUACUUAGAGAGAUGCAUCAGAACAGACCAAGAGUGGUUAUCUGCAUUCUGGAUGGUUGUCGUAAUCGUAUGGAGUCUUUGUACCAAGCUCUUGGCCUCGAUGGAAGAUCACGAUUGAGAAAUGGUCUCGUGCCAAUGGGAGGACCACCAUCAACGAUUAUCGCUUUUUCCAGUGCGGCAGGAAAAAACUCUGAGGCCGGACAUUUUGGUGAAAAUAGUAUAUACACCAAAUAUCUACUUCGUUAUAUUAGAGCAGCAAAUACGGAUAUUGAUAUCGUGUUGAAAAAUGCAGCUGUGGAUGUUCAAAGAGCCACAACGAACCGCCAAAUACCAUAUCUAUAUACGAAUUGUAACGAACAUAUUUAUUUGAAUGUUAUUCCAAGUCGUAAUAAUAAGGCCUGGUCCGAUUCUAUGCAAUUCGAUCCUCCCAUUCAUCAAAAUCAAUAUAUGACUCAGAGUAUUUGGCCUCACACCGGAAACUUUUCAUAUCCUCACUAUGAUCAUGCUGGCAUGAUAAAUAACCAAUAUCCAGUGUAUGAAAAUGCAUGGUAUAAUACCAUGAUGUAUCCUUAUACAUAUACUUACCUACAAAUGUUUCUAUAG
Molecule: messenger RNA, 1017 nt
Organism: Adineta steineri
Lineage: Eukaryota; Metazoa; Rotifera; Eurotatoria; Adinetida; Adinetidae
Source: the annotation of a GenBank genome assembly